Messenger RNA from Amborella trichopoda, 3709 nucleotides. RefSeq names its product U-box domain-containing protein 6. Gene Ontology annotation, biological process: protein ubiquitination. Lineage: Eukaryota; Viridiplantae; Streptophyta; Magnoliopsida; Amborellales; Amborellaceae. Gene Ontology annotation, molecular function: ubiquitin-protein transferase activity; protein binding. The record is from RefSeq and is a predicted model, not a curated record.
GCGUUUUCUAUUGGGGCUGUUGCAACAACAGUAUUUGCUGAUUAAUUUGCAUGUCCUGCUUUAUAAAAUAUAAAUAAUGAGCCGUUCGGGUUAUUAAGAAAAGGAAAAGAAGCAGCCCAUCAAGAUGGGCUUUGUUUAAUUUUGAUUUUGGAUAUAUGGGGUUUUUAUUUGGAAAAUGGUUUCAAAUAUUGCAAUUCAAGUAUUGAAAAAACUUUACUUGAAUAUUAUAUUGUUAAAAAAAAUUUCAAGCUAAAAAAAAUAGUGCCGGUUAUCUUGACGGUCCAUCUUGCCUUAAAAAUAAGUGUUCAAAGAUCUUUGUAAUCUUUAUUUUUUUUUUUUUUUCCUUUUUUGAUCUUGAAAAUUGAUUUUAAAACCAUGAAAAUUUAUGUCAAAAAUACUUUCCGGAAGAGGAUUCUUGAUGAGGCUUUAUUUUGUUUCCAUGAAGCCUAGGCAUUAUAGAACUUCCUCGUUGUCCUUUUUCAAUGUGGAUUACGAACAUCAGACUUUUUUCUGGUUCGAAGCCCUUCGGUGGGUUCAUUCGUCUCAAGGAAGCCGCGGUUUAGAAAGAGAGUUUUGUGUUUUUCUUUUGUAAUAACCUCCUGAUAAUUGAUAGAGAGAGAAUCAGAUGUUUCUAUGCUUGUUGCUUUUCUCUAUCAUAGUUCAUGUUUCAUUGAGCUUGGAAGUCUCUCUCUCCCAUUUCCACACUGUUGGCAGUGAAUUGGGUGCUGAAGUUUUUGUUUCAGGAGACUGGAUAGCGGCUAUAAUUCACCUGGGGUGGUUUCUUAUUGGAUGGGGAGUCCUUCCGUCGAUCUUGAACAAGAUUUACCCCAUUCAUAUGGUGCAAAGGUUCAUGGCUUAAUAUGUAGAGAACUUGCAAUGUUGGUUGACAGAAUCACAAUGAUAUUUCCAGAUAUAGAAAUGGCUAGACCAAGAUGCAUGUCUGGAAUACAAGCACUAUGUUCUCUAAAUAAUGCAAUUGAAAAGGCUAAGUUACUUCUACAACAUUGUGCUGAGUCUAGCAAGCUAUACUUGGCAAUGACAGGAGAAUCAAUUGUGAAGAGGAGUGAAAGAAUACAAAACGCACUAGAUCAAAGUUUAAGCCAGAUCCAGAAUAUGGUUCCACAACUUCUAGCCAAACAGAUUGCAGAGGUUGUGAAAGAUCUGAGAGUGUCAAAGUUUAGAUUGGAAUCAUCAGAAGAGGAGGCUGGCAAGGCUGUAAUGGCAUUGCUGCGAAGUGACAGUAGUGCAAGUGAUUGGACCAAAAAUGCAGAAUUCAAGGCAUUCCGUAGUAUUGCUCUAUGGUUGCAUAUUGUAUCUCCAAAGGCUGUUUUGAUUGAGAGGAGGUCCCUGAAGAAGCUGCUCGAUAAAUUCCAUGACAGUGACCAGAGGAAGGAAAGCAUUAUAGCUUACCUUCUAAACCUCUUGAAGAGAUACGGGAAACUUCUCAGUUACGAGGAUAUUGAAAAUGUUGAGGAUAGCAAUAAUGCUUCCACCUUGACCAUUUCCACUGGUCACAGGGAGAGAGAAAAUGUUCAAGUUGGCAAGAAAGGUCCACCUACGACAACAUUCUGUAGUUGUGAGGAAAGAGAAAAUGUUAAAGAUGAGCAUAAUGCUUCACCUUCGACCAGUGUCACCGAUUGUAAUAGUGGCCUAUGUCAAAUCUCUGAUGAAACGAAUUUGGAGAAACCAAAUCGCAAUUUGGUUUUUGAAGAAACUCCUGUGGAUUCACCUGGUUCACCUAUUCCUCCUGAAGAAUUCAGGUGCCCAAUCUCUCUUCAGCUCAUGUAUGAACCUGUGGUAAUUGCUUCCGGACAAACAUAUGAGAGGAUAUGGAUACAGAGAUGGUUUGAUGAGGGCCAUGACACAUGUCCAAAGACACAAAGGACACUAACUCAUCUUUCCAUGACCCCGAACGCCACCUUGGAGGAACUGAUCUCAAAGUGGUGUAGAGAGCAUGGGGUCACCAUUCAGGAUCCAUGUGCACAACCCGUUCCAUCAGCUCUAGGCACAUUCACAACAUCAAAUCCCAUUUCCACCUCUAGUUCUGAUCAUUCUUUGAAUGGUGGUCAUACGCAUGUAUCAGAUAGGAUGCCAUCACCAUCAUCAUUAUAUGCCACCCAUAGUCACAUCUCCAGUUUAAACAGUUCUUUUCAUGAUGCUUAUGUAUCAGAUAACAUCCGAUUAUCAUCAUACAAUACUCACAGUCACACAUCUGCUUUAAAUAGUUAUUUGGAUUGUGUUCCUACCAAUGUAUUGGAUAGCAUACCAUCAUCAUCAUCAUCCACCACCCAUAGUCACAUAGGCAACACAUGGGUAAGCUCUUCGGAUGGUAGCUCCUGUUUGGAUACAUUCCCCUGUGAGAUAUUGAAGAAUUGCUACAGCGGGAGUAUGAAUUUUUCAUGGAAUAGUAGUUUUUCAACAACAGAAUCUUCUUCUUUGAAAUGGAGUCCGAGCCCUGAAAUUUAUGUAGAGCUUCAUGCUAGGCUCACCUCAACACCCCUAGACUCCCAAUGCAAAGCAGCAGAAGAUGUUAACCUUUUAUUAAAAGAGCAUGGUGAAACCCACCAUUAUAUGUUGUCUAAUGGUUUUGUACCAGCCUUGAUGGGUUUUCUCAGGGAUGCUCGAGAUUUAUCUGAUGUAAAAGGACAGAGAGCGGGAGCAGUGGCACUUUGGGCCUUUGUGAGAAACAGCAGAAGCCAAACUAUGUGUCCAUUCGAAGAUGGAUGUCACCUUCUGGUGUCAUCUAUUGAUUCUGGGAUUGCUGAUGAGAUUUUAGCUAUUUUGGAAGUUUUGUCUGGCCAUGAUUGCUGUAAGCCCAAAAUAUUAUCUUCAGGCGCCAUUUCUUCUCUUGCAAAGGUUCUCAAAGACCAAGUUGGGAAAUAUCGGGUUCAUGCUGUCAAAAUAUUGCAUAAUUUAUCAUCUCUUCGAGACAUGAAUUCCUUGGUUAUCUCAUCGGGAUGCAUUCCCAUGCUUACCCCACUUUUAUCUAAUACCAAACUUUCAAGAGAUUGCAUUAGGAUCCUGCAAAAGCUCUCCAAUACAGAAGAGGGCAGAGCUGAACUUGUUGGGACUGAUGGAUGUAUUUUCUCUGUUGUGGAGUUUCUUGAUCAUUGCUCUCUUGAAGAGCAAGAGAAUGCAGUGGAUCUUCUUCUCUCACUCUGCACACACAGUUAUGAUCAUUGCCAAUCAGUUAUGAGAGAAGGGGUUAUCCCAUGUCUCGUCAAUAUUUCUGUUAAUGGGAACUCAAGGGGGAGAGAGAAAGCCAUGAAACUACUACAUUAUUUGAGGGAUAUUAGAGAGAGGAUAUAUCCAGGGGGUUCACCCCCUCAUGUUCAAUUUGAUGGGGGUGUGACUUUGAAACAGGAAAAUUGCCAUGAAGAAAAGAAGCCUGCUUCGAAAAAGUCGGGAAUUUUCCGUAGGAAAAUGAAUCUAAUUACCAAGCCUAGAAUGUUAGCCCUGUUUUGAGUGGAUGCUAAAAGUGUUUGAGGUUACUAAUCUGUGCAUAAAUUGUGCAGGCUGAUUGCAUUUUGUGUUAAAGGAGAGUAUUGGUGAGCAUUUUGUUGUGGCACGAGUCAUUGUAAAAUUGAUGUAUUAUUUUGUGAUGCGCGCCUGUGUAUAUAUGAUCGCUUGUAUGUGUGAGCGCCAACUUGCUAUUCUCAAGUUGCUUAUAUGACUGUUGUUUGAAAUUUUGUAUUCAUAUCUUGAACUA